AUGGCACGACCUGCGGCGCCGCGCGGGCUGCGUGCGCUGCGUGCUUUGGUAGCCCUGGGACUACUGAGCAAUGCCUGGCAGCUUUGCUUCACCCUUGGCGUCUACAAUCCCCCGAGCCUGGCGGAAGCCCCCGAGAUGCUAACUGCAUCAACGGGGCGGCUGGCAGUACCAUUUCUAGAGGAGGCAGAUCCAGUGGCGACUUUUGCCUUAGGAACCUUUGUUGGGGCCUUGAUGGGUUUCGUCUCCUUGUUCGUGGUCCUGAUGCGCUUCGUUCAGAAUUUGCAGAUGGACAGUCUGGAUGGUGCGAAGUGGGGCUCCUUUGGCGGUUUGGUCAUGCCCUCCUUCUUCUUUCAAGGCGCUCAGGACAUCUUCAGCAAUGUGCGCAAGGGAGCUGCUGAGGCUCAGGAGAAGUUUCAAGAAAGUGGGCGUUUCGAAGACAUUUACCAACACAUUCAGCAAUCCCAAAGGGAGCAGGUGCUUUGUGGCCUGGAUGCCUUGAGGGAGCGUUUCCCCCGAAGCAAGACACGUGAGCGGAUCUUUGAGCGGCUCAAAGCGUCCAUGACACAGAACACCCGCUUCACAGCCUCCAUCUAUGACCUUGCUUUGAGGCUCCAACCACCUGUCCCUGCUGUGAACGACAUUUACAGUGAGCUUUGGCUCCUGGAUGAGAAUCGUUGCACCGCCAGCGGUCGGCAGCCAGGCCAGGGGAAGAGGCCCUGGGUCAACGGCAACGCACAGAUCCUCAUCGAUACACAGGUGCCAGCAUCACGCCUCACCGACGCCAGUAUGGCUCAAAGAGCCCUUUUUGCUUGGGUAGCGCCGGAGGUCCUUGCGAAGCCUACCCUGUUGUACCUGGUGAAGCUCUUUGAUGUCUUCCAGCACCUUGACCAUCAAACAUCCUUCAGCCAAGCUGAAGAGGAUGCAAUUGAUGACUUCAUCAAGAUCGUUUCUCGUACAGCUGUGAUGCGCCGAGCCUUCAGAUAUGCUGUGGAUGUCCUUGGCCUGGAUUUGGAGGAGUCUGAAGGUUUCCAGGAUCGCAGCUGGCAACGGGAAAUCCGUCGGAUUUGGUUCACGCGUGGAGCAUCACCCUGUGCCUUCGAGCAUAUCUUUGUGGGGAAUCUCUCGGAGGACUCAGAUGGGCAUCCAGUGGCUGGAGGCUUACACUGCUGGCUGAAGUUUUACUUGGAAGAGCUACGAGGCACUGCGAAGUACUUGGGCUACUUCUACAAUCGCAAUCCAAAACAGGCCUUAGCAGAUCACCGGUACAUUUCCGGAAAGUUCACCUGGAUGCAUGCAGGCCGCAACCUUGUAAAGGAAGGAGGUGGAUUCUUCGUAGGUGUGUCUCCUGAAUGGCUGCUGGCGAAUGGUACCUUAGCUUACUUGGAGACCAGAGAUCCUGGGAAGGCAGAGUCCUACGGCUGGCAGCGAUGGCUCGGGGCUCGAGACAGAGGCUACACGAAAGAUGUGGUGUAUGAAGGCUUUCGCUACCGCAAGGUGGUUUGCCACAGUGGCCACUCCCUGGUCACCGUUUUUUCAUCCUUUUUGGGAGUGUUUGAAGACGACUCGGACGCUCAUUUGGAUCGGGUCCUCCCCGAGAACGAGCUGGCACAGGAGCUGCCGAAGGUCCUGGUCUCCGAGGGCUUGGCGCACGCGGAGACCUCGGAGCUGUGCGCCGCCAGCGUGCGCUUCUGCGCGCAGCGGCACUGCCACAGCUUGGGGGAAGCGUUGCAGGAGAUCCACGACGUCUUCGGCUUCUCCUUGGAGGCCACCAUGCAGGAGGCCGACGCCGAUCCAGCGCUGCAAGAGGUGGUGCAGGAUGCAGCGGAUGUGUUGGAGCGCUUGGAAGAAGACACGCUGAACAGCCACAGUUUGCCCGUGCUGAUUGAUCAUUUGAAGCAACAAGGUCGCUCUGGAGCACGCUUGCACCGACCCUUGAGGUUGCUGCUCACCGGACACCCCAACGGUGCCCGUGUGGUGGAUCUCUUGCGGCUCUUGGAGUUGGCGGAGGCCGAGUUGACCACGGAGACGGGUUUCAGCCUCAGGGAGCGCUUGACCAUCGCACGGACUUGGGAGAACUGUUUGUACGAUCUGGAGAUGGACUUGAAAGGAUUGUCAGCGGUUAAUGCCGGGAAAGACUUGCCAAGCGUGGAACCGGUUGCGCACUUGAUGAACUUUCGUGAUGCGAUUAUGUCUCUUAUGCUGCAAAGCCUCCUCUUCAAGAAGGCUGUGCUGGACUGGGACCUCAAGAGUGAACGAGCUUAUGCAGAUGGACCAAUGGUCGCAAUGUCUGAGCUUGCAGUGAACAUUUUUUCCAAGACCGAAAGUCUACCCUACAAGUUCCGGCCUCCAGCGCUGCCGACGAUCCGUGGGCCUGGGCCCUUCACCAAGAAGGAAGACAAAGGGCGCGGCACUACCGGUGUCACUUCACUUCAGUGCCAUUUGCUUGCGGUGCUCAGAGAGAUGCAGUUCAUGGGCAAAGGGCUGAGGAACAUGGACUUCGCAGAGAAGGUUCAUGUGUCCGGCGAUGAAACCGGCCAGAACCCUGCGGCUGAAGAGCUGGCACACGAAAUGGCCAAGUGGUCUGAACGUUGCACUCAGCUCGAGCGGGAGCUCACGAGCAACAAGGGUGAACGGGAGAACCAGAUGGAGAGCAAAGUGGAAGAGCUGGAGAAGUCCGUGGCCCUGAAGGAGACGGCAAAUAAGAAGCUGGUGACCAGCAUUCACAAAUUAGAGGGCGAGGUGCAAAGCUUGAGGUACGAGUUCGUGGCUUUGCAGCGCGAGAGAUCUGAGGUGACUGAGCAGAACAACCGGAUUGCGAAGGAGAGCCUGCCAGUGAUCGAAAAGAUGCGAACCCUGGUGGACCGCUCCAAGGAGGCCACGGAGCGGCUGACGAAGGACUCGGCCAUUUGGUCCCGGAGCUUCCGGCGCCAGGUGCAAGAGACAGAACGAAUCCUGGCCGAGAAAGACGACAUCUGCAAGGAGCUUGAAAGGGCAAAGAGGCAGCUACAGACGGAGAAGGAGAAGAAUGACAGCAAAGAGGUGGAGCUCCAAAAGAAAGAAACCUUGUACCUGCGGACAAUGGCUGCAAGGAAGUCAAUCCAGGAUAGCUUCAAUGAACAGCGGGAGCAAAUCGCGGAGGUGGAGCAGUCCAUGGAACAAAUGGAGUUGGAUCGUCAAGAGCUCCUCAAGGUCAUCCAGGGCAAGGAUGGGCACAUCCGGGAGCUUGAAGAAGACCUGCGACGUGCCAAAAAACGCAUCGCAGAGAUGGAGCAGCAGCGUGACAUGGCGCUGCAGGAGUAUACACGAUUGACAGGGAAGAUUCUGGACUUGUCAAGCUUCAAAGUGGUCCCUACGCUUCUGUGA
Messenger RNA from Durusdinium trenchii, 3363 nucleotides. The record is from the annotation of a GenBank genome assembly. NCBI's taxonomy places the organism in Eukaryota, Dinophyceae, Suessiales, Symbiodiniaceae.